UGUUUUUUUCGUGGCGAACAGCGUGAUUGAAACAUCCAACCCCGACGGACAAAGGCUUCAAACAGACGAAGAUCGAGCGCCAGAGAGAGAAUGGAGAAGAAGCGUAGUCCGAUAGAAUGGUUAAACCUAAUGGUCUCAGAACCCUAUUAUCUAUUCCAUUUUCUGGCUUUCUUCUCCUACUUGGUCGUCCGCAGCUCCGCUUCCCCACGUCUCUCUCCCCGCCUCACUCAUCAUCUCCUUUAUCGGGAAAUUCAAGCAAUUCUGGCAUUUUCUUUGUUAACUGUUAUAAAGAUGGUUAGACAAGAAACCUGGGAGGCCUUUAUUGCUGAUAUGCUGUUUUUUUCAAAGGUUUUACUUCUCGCUCUUGCUUUAGUAAUGGAUUACCACUUGGCACUUUGGUACUUGGGAAUAUUUUUUGUCAUAUAUAUUCUAACUCAACAGCCUGCCUACCAAGGAUUAGGUACUUCAAGUAAAUUAACACCAUUGCAGUUGGAAACUUUGCUGACAGAGGGGAACACAUCAAGAUUCUGGCUGGUAGAAUUUCGUGCAUCAUUUUCACCCGCUUGCAUACGCACUAGCCAGUGCUUUCCAGAGCUCUCCAUUACAUACUCGCACAAAAAUUUAUCUUUUGGAAUAGUUGAUAUUGGAAUCUUCCCAAACGCUGCUGAAAAAUUUGGAAUAUAUCUUGGUGGGAGCAUGGAUCAACUUCCUACAUAUAUCUUAUUUGAGAAUGCAGUUGAGGUUUCACGCAUUCCACAUUUGGAUUCUGAAGCAAAAUCUUCUCCUCCCAUAACUAAGAGACUUAUAUCUCGACAUUUUGAGCUUGAUCUGCGCCUCCUUGAGUAUGUAAAGGGCAACUAGAUAAAUUUGCCAGUGAUAGCGUGCUGUGCUGUACUCUAGGCGGUCUCCAUUCUGAAUGGUAUGUAUUCUUGACUGGCUUUGAGAUGUAAAGAACACAACGAAUUAUUCAGUCCAGUUUUGUUUUUAAGUUUUUAUUCUCCUCCUGUUGUGCGGUGCAAGACUAGACUAUAUUUGGAAAUUGGAAAACUACAACUAUUGCCUUAUUUUAUCCUACCAUCAAGUUGGGAAUUGGAAAUUGAUGCUGA
This is a messenger RNA of Juglans microcarpa x Juglans regia, 1106 nucleotides long. RefSeq names its product thioredoxin-related transmembrane protein 2. The record is from RefSeq and is a predicted model, not a curated record. The transcript is spliced from 10 exons. Lineage: Eukaryota; Viridiplantae; Streptophyta; Magnoliopsida; Fagales; Juglandaceae. The coding region runs from base 91 to 861 and encodes 256 amino acids.